UGUCUGGUUAGAAGCAGUGGAGCCCUUUUUUUUUUUCCUUCUUCUUCUUCUUCCCUUUCUCUCUUCUUCUCUUUCGCCUUCUUCUGGAAGAGAAGGUCGACGCUACUUUUACUUCUUCUUCUGGAUCUGAUUCGGAUCCAUCGAUCUCUUCCUUCUCUACAUCGAUCCUUUUAGAUCUCACCUGUAACUGUUCGUAUUUCGCCGACCUUUCUUCUCUCAUUUACUAAACCCUUCAAAUCCCCUUCGAGAUUAAUAAGAUUGCUUUCUGAUUGAGAUUCCCCUUUGACUGGAAAAGUCUGCUACUGACUUUUCUUUUUUUUUUGUCUUUCUUCCUGUUUCUUACAUCAGCUUCUGCUAAAUCUCUCAGAUUCUUGAAACCUCUGAAUCGUUUUCGAGUUUGUUUUUGUUUCUGUGCAUCCCUUUGACGGAUGUGGAGGAAAAAAAGGGUUGUCCUGAUGAAAUGAGGGAUGUUAUCUACGUUAAUGAAACUCUUGAGUGCUUGUCUGUGGCCGUCUUCUUCCUCGGGCAAGUCCUCUGAUUCGACUGGAAAACAAGAUGGAUUGCUUUGGUACAAAGACUCUGGUCAGCACCUCGUUGGUGAAUUCUCCAUGGCUGUUGUUCAGGCCAACAACUUGCUUGAGGAUCAGAGCCAAGUUGAGUCUGGUCCUUUGAGUACUCUUGACUCUGGUCCUUAUGGAACUUUUAUUGGAAUUUAUGAUGGCCAUGGCGGGCCUGAGACCUCACGAUUUGUUAAUGAUCACCUUUUUCAGCAUCUUAAGAGAUUCGCAACAGAGCAUGCUUCUAUGUCGGUGGAUGUUAUUAAAAAAGCCUAUGAGGCUACUGAAGAAGGUUUUCUAGGUGUUGUGACAAAGCAGUGGCCUACUAAGCCCCAGAUUGCAGCGGUUGGGUCUUGCUGCCUGGUUGGUGUUAUAUGCGGAGGGAUGCUCUACAUAGCUAAUGUUGGGGAUUCCCGUGCUGUUCUUGGAAGGGCUAUGAAGGCGACAGGUGAGGUUAUUGCCCUUCAGCUCUCCGCGGAACACAAUGUGAGCAUAGAGUCUGUUAGGCAGGAGAUGCACUCCUUGCACCCGGAUGACUCGCAUAUUGUCAUGUUAAAGCACAAUGUCUGGCGUGUUAAGGGACUUAUUCAGAUAUCUAGAUCCAUAGGCGACGUGUAUCUUAAAAAGGCGGAAUUCAACAAGGAACCAUUGUACACAAAGUACAGACUCCGGGAGCCAUUCAAACGACCGAUCUUGAGUGGGGAACCGACAAUAACAGAGCAUGAGAUUCAACCACAAGAUAAAUUUCUGAUAUUCGCUUCUGAUGGACUAUGGGAACAGCUGAGCAACCAAGAAGCUGUUGACAUCGUUCAGAACCACCCACGAAACGGGAUAGCACGGAGACUGGUGAAAAUGGCACUGCAAGAGGCGGCAAAGAAACGAGAGAUGAGAUACUCUGAUCUGAAGAAGAUAGAGAGAGGAGUGAGGAGGCAUUUCCACGAUGACAUAACUGUGGUCGUCAUUUUCCUUGAUACGAAUCAGGUGAGCUCUGUCAAAGGACCCCCUCUGUCUAUCCGAGGCGGCGGUAUGACCUUCCCCAAGAAAGUCUAAGAUACUCCACUUUUAGGUUCCAUCUUUUGUAGUUAUAUAUAUAUAAAAAAAAAAAAGGUCACUCGUUGGUAUAAGAAGAAUGUAUAAUUUUAACGUGAAAGCCACACACUACUGACGUUUGGAACUCAUUCCAGUAAUUAUUAAUUUUUAUUUAUUCUGCGAAAACUUUGUGUAACGAUGUAAUUGUUGUUGAUGAUGAAUGAAUAUGAAUGUAGGCCUUCUUCUGUCAUGUA
Capsella rubella is the source of this 1840-nucleotide messenger RNA. Its product is annotated as probable protein phosphatase 2C 46. The record is from RefSeq and is a predicted model, not a curated record. Gene Ontology annotation, molecular function: protein serine/threonine phosphatase activity; cation binding. Gene Ontology annotation, biological process: protein dephosphorylation. NCBI's taxonomy places the organism in Eukaryota, Viridiplantae, Streptophyta, Magnoliopsida, Brassicales, Brassicaceae. The transcript has 5 exons. The coding region runs from base 468 to 1607 and encodes 379 amino acids.